Messenger RNA from Diabrotica virgifera virgifera (western corn rootworm), 1398 nucleotides. It is a transcript of the gene nau, whose product is annotated as transcription factor SUM-1. The transcript is spliced from 6 exons. Gene Ontology annotation, molecular function: RNA polymerase II cis-regulatory region sequence-specific DNA binding; DNA-binding transcription factor activity, RNA polymerase II-specific; protein dimerization activity. The coding region runs from base 415 to 1302 and encodes 295 amino acids. The record is from RefSeq and is a predicted model, not a curated record. Gene Ontology annotation, biological process: muscle organ development; regulation of transcription by RNA polymerase II; positive regulation of myoblast differentiation. Lineage: Eukaryota; Metazoa; Arthropoda; Insecta; Coleoptera; Chrysomelidae.
ACCGAAACAUCGAUGCAGAUAUUGCAGAUCUCUAGAAUUAUGCUUUUUGUUGGGGUGAAUGUGACAUAGACUCGUUACGGGGACAUUUGACAGCCAAUUUGUAAUUUGUGCGGAUGGGCGUUCCUUUAAAUAUAUCACAGAUGUUAUGUUAGAUAAAGACACACGUUGGGGACACACACUGAAAAUUAGUUUUAUUUAGCGUUUUAUCUUGAGCACAUGGCUUGAAGAUGCGAGCACUUUUGUGAAAUAUCGGGUCCGAAUGUGUUGAUGAUUAAAGUCAUUGUUUCGGAAGUGUAUUGUUAUUGUAGUGAUUGCUGUAAAAAUUAACUAGCAGAUCUUGAAAUAUGUUUAUACACGGCACAACAAAUUUCUCACAUAAAACCAUGAAAAACCUUUCAGUGUUCCCGAUUUAAAAUGAACUACUAUUCAAACAUUUUCCAACCUUACGAUUUACCCCACAACUUUCCCCUUCAACGUCUAAAAUAUCCCGAAAUUAGUGACUAUCAUAAAACGGUUUCGAAAAAUAAAACUGAAGUGAAUUCUGAAGUGUUAACGUCGAGAAUUAAGGAGACAAACGCUGGUAGGAAACGAAGGAACAUUCAGGCAGAUGUGUUUUUAAGGAAUUUGGAGAAGCAGGACAAAUCGCCGAUGUCGGACACUUCUUCUAACAGUAGCAGGAGAUCCAUAGAUGACUCGAAAAAUAUGAGCUUAAGAAUAGACACCGGAUACGUGAGCGCGGAGAGUUCGAUAGAAGAGAGCGAAGAGGAAAAAGAAAUCGCGCAUCACAUCUUAGAGCCCGCGGUACAUCAUACAGGAUGUACAAUAAAUGGACCGAGGAAGUGCCUGGCGUGGGCCUGCAAGGCCUGCAAGAAGAAGACCGUUGCGAUAGAUCGAAGGAAAGCGGCCACUCUUCGCGAGCGUAGGAGACUUAGAAAGGUAAACGAAGCAUUCGAAAUGUUAAAGAAAAGGACCUGCAACAAUCCUGGUCAAAGGUUACCUAAAGUAGAAAUCCUAAGAGGUGCAAUAGAAUAUAUAGAAUACCUAGAAGAAAUUUUGCAAGGUUCCAAAUCGUCUAUAGAUAGCAGGACUCCAAUAGUUCCCAAAAAUGAAUAUAUGAAUAGUGCAACAAAUCAAUUCGUUUGUGAGAGGCUGCAGCAGUUCAGUGAACCUCUACAGAGAUUUAAUGCCUCAAAUGGUUGUGACAUGGGUACCAGUACAUCCAGCCUGGAUUGCCUAAACCUCAUCGUACAAAGUAUUACCAAUAAGAGUAAACACGAAAACAGCGAUCAUCAUGGUACUUAAAGCCCCUUUCGUUAAACCACAUUAAAUUCGUUAAUUUUAUAAUAGUCAUUGUUGCUAUCAUAAUAUAUAGUUAUUUAUAAAUAAACUUUAAGAAUA